UGAGGCUUGCCUCCUAAGCUCAUCCGCCGAUCUCUCCCUCCGUCCUGUUCGAAUUCGAACAUACGGCUCCUUUCUAACUUUCUUUUUAAGCAAGCUCCGGAUUGCCUGCAAACCCUAGCUAUUUCCUCUUUCCCUUACGACGAUGUCCUUCUCCCAGUUCCCCAUCGACGACAGAGACCUUGACGACGCCGAGCUCUGGGACGUCAUUGAUUCAGCUGCGGCCUCUAGAUCCCGCCGGAUGCCGCUUGCCAUUAAGAACUCCUCUCCAGCAUCGAAUCCCUCACCCAUGCCGCCAAAGCUCUUUCAAAGCGCUAAGAACUACCUCGCCGCAAAUGCGGAGGAAUAUAGGGUUUCCACCCACGGAGAGGUAGUGCAGGAAGAGCGAUGGGCGCUUGCAAGGCCGCAGAAGAUGGCGAGGUUCGUGGAACCCGUGGCUUGUGGAGAUCACAAUCGGAUGGUGGUCGUCCGGCACCCGUCUCGAACUCCGUUGACCUCAUCGCCAUCGUACCCUCCUCCAUCUACUGGGAAGUUCUCAGUGAAGGAGGUGAGACCGAUCAUUGAGAGCCCAAAGAUGAAUUGUCAGCGGGAAGAUGAGAAGGAUAACUUUACACAUUCCUUGUCUGGAAGCUUCCCUUCAGUGUCGAUGUUCAAGCAGUAUCAGAAUGCAGCCAUGGAGAUUUUAGAGAAAACUGAUUACACCAUGAUACGUGGCAACCCAUUUAUCAAAAAAGCAGGUUGGCGGAAGAUAUCAUUCUUCUUCAACAUUUCAUUUGAAAUAAGGGACAAAAAUAUUGAGUAUGAUGACAACCGAAAUGUUAUUCGUGCUGAGUUUUUGGUUCGCGCUUUCAUGCAGGGUGGCAGAUUUUCAGAUGGAUGGGGUUCUUGUGAUCGAAGGGAGAAACAUCUUAAUAAGCCCAACCAUGAUAUUCCUAGCACAGCAGAAACAAGGGCUAAAAAUAAAGCAUGUCAAGAUCUACUUGGUAUAGGUGAGUACAGACCUGGCGUAAAGAUGUGAGUGCGACUUGUGUAAGAAGUUACUCUACCUUCAUCUUCUAACGCAACACACUUUCCUCCCUAAAUCAUUUAAAAAUUAAUCUUCAGUUGUAUGCCACAUUAAUUCUCAUCUCCAAUCGUGCUUUAUCUAAGACCACAAAAAGAGGAGCCAAAUAAAGGGUAAAGCGGAGAAUUAUUGAAGCAAUGCACAUGUUAUGUUCAUGUCUUCCUACAGUUUCUUCAAAACAUAAACUAAACAUUGUGAUGGGAAGAUUCGUUCACUGUUUGUUCUCAGGCUUCGUUUGAAA
Dendrobium catenatum is the source of this 1301-nucleotide messenger RNA. RefSeq lists its product as uncharacterized. NCBI's taxonomy places the organism in Eukaryota, Viridiplantae, Streptophyta, Magnoliopsida, Asparagales, Orchidaceae. The record is from RefSeq and is a predicted model, not a curated record. The transcript has 5 exons. The coding region runs from base 143 to 1015 and encodes 290 amino acids.